AUGAGCCUUACCAAUACCCCUGCCCGUGCCAAUGUUGGUAUCUUUCAUGAUGAAGAUGACAUAGCCACCCCUGCCCCCAAUGAGAACUUGACUUCCACUCUGGGUCCAGCUGAGCGCUGCCAUCGCAUCAAUGGACAAAAGGCCAAUGAACUUAUGGCAAUGGCCAUUGGUUUGACCACCAAGGAAGGACGCCAGCUUGGGAACACUGAUGAAGAGCCCUAUGCUUCAAUGAAGUUUCGAAAAAAGGUGGUUCCCACUUCCGCUUUGUUGAUUCAGGAAAUCAAACGUCGCUGCAUGGCCGCAAACACAAAGCAACCUGCCUGCAAGAACUGGGACAAGAAAAAGCUUGUUAAAUGGAUGCAGCUUUACCCGUUGACUGAAGAAAGAGAUGUUAAGUAUGUCAUCGAGCAAGAACAGAAGUUGUUUGACCUCAGCACUCGUAUGAACGAAGAAAGGGCCAGCGAAAAGAAGCAAGGUGGACAUGGUGCCUGGGCUUAUCCAGAGCCUUGGAUUCGUGUCUAUGAAUGCAUUUUGUCCGAGGAAGUCCGCGACCUGUUUGUCAAGAGUACCCAAGUACACAGCAGGGAUGAGUUGGACGCUAGAAACUCCAGUGAAAGGCCCGAGACCAUUUGGGAAGCAGCCGCAAGGCUUUACAAUGACUCGGACAACGUUGUUCUUUCCAGUAGCUUACCUGAUUUGCAUUCUGCUUUCGCAGAGGUUUUGGACUGCUCCUUCGAGAAGAUGCCGGGCCUCAUAACUCCAGAUGAAAUCAAGCGCCGCUUUGGUGACAGUCGAGCCAGGCUGAUCAAGAUGAUCAGUCGCUGGGAGCAAAGUGGAAAUGGAUUUGGCCAGAGAAAUGAAGAUGAUGACGACUUCGGACACAUUGGAGAGAAUGAGUUGCAGUGUGGUGACAAUCGAGCAAGCUACCUUGAUUCCAUGACACGAGAACAUGUUCUUUACCUUUGGCACUUGGCCGACAGAGAGGAGAUCUUGAAGAACGUGCUCAGUGUCAUCGCUGAAGGUUCCUCGGCGAGUUCGACCAGCUGUCCAUCAGUUGCAGCUUCCGCGGAAGCAUCCAAUGCCAGGAAGCGCCGCAAGGAUGAGAAAUAUCUGGCUUUCUUUCGUUCGCGCAUGAGCCUGUCCAUGGUGACAUUGUCUCGUGCAAGUCUCUUCAAGGAACUCCGUGAAACCCAAGACAAGGAAACGGAAUACUCGCUGAAAGUAUUGGAGGCAACCAGCCAGCAGCUCAGCGACGUGUACAUGUCUCGCCUUGCAACUUUGCGUGAGCAGAUCAAGAUUAUCCAGGAGACCAUCGAUGAGAUGCACUAUGAAGAGUUCGAUGAGUCGGUCAAGCGCUCCGCCAAGAAGAAGAAGAAGACCGCCGCCAAGCCAAAGAAGAAGAAGGCCAUUGUGGAAGAUCCCAUUGUUGAUUCUGAUGAUUCCGAAGAAGAGGGCAACUGA
Messenger RNA from Seminavis robusta, 1461 nucleotides. The record is from the annotation of a GenBank genome assembly. NCBI's taxonomy places the organism in Eukaryota, Bacillariophyta, Bacillariophyceae, Naviculales, Naviculaceae.